This is a messenger RNA of Penicilliopsis zonata CBS 506.65, 2314 nucleotides long. RefSeq lists its product as hypothetical. Gene Ontology annotation, molecular function: ubiquitin binding. The transcript is spliced from 2 exons. The record is from RefSeq and is a predicted model, not a curated record. Gene Ontology annotation, cellular component: nucleus. NCBI's taxonomy places the organism in Eukaryota, Fungi, Ascomycota, Eurotiomycetes, Eurotiales, Aspergillaceae. The coding region runs from base 366 to 1973 and encodes 535 amino acids. Gene Ontology annotation, biological process: proteasome-mediated ubiquitin-dependent protein catabolic process.
GAAACUACCUAAUUUUCGCGAGUCCCUCCCGGGAGUGCGUCACUGCGGGUUUGCCUGACGAUGGAUGGAUACAGCUGAGAUAAAAAAAGAUCAACAUCGCUUGAUGGUAUCUCCUCAGACAGCCAACUUGCGUCUUUGUUCCGUAUUGAUUUAUUGGUGUCCUGUCUUCUUUUCUUCUUAUCACCACUGACUUUGCGGCGUACAUUGUUUGAGAGUGGGUAACAAGUGACUGACAUCGUGUUUGCAACUGUUUGCAUUGGGCUUGCCUCGCCUUCACUUACAAGUUACAACACCCACAAGCCGUCUACGAUAUCGCCAAAGCACAGCACCGACAGCUCGUCGACGACAGCCGGAGUUCGCCUGCCAUGGACGGCGACGUGGUGGCUCAGUUUUCUGAGAUUACUGGCUCCUCCCCGGAGCUGGCGAUUCAGUACCUCCAGUUGACGGAAUUCAAUAUCGAACAGGCGAUGCAGCUCUACUUUGAGAACGGGGGGGCACCGCUGGCUGAGGAGCCCUCUGUAUCGACCUCUGGACCCCAGCAUUCUGCACAUACUGCUACAGGAUACGAGGGUAGAUCCGGAGUCGUCAAUCUAGAUUCUGAAGAUGAUCUUGCCAUCGACGAGACGAGAUCCACUCCCCCGCAAAAUCAGGCAACACACACAUCAUCGGGGGCACAUACGUUUGAGGAUGAUGCAGCCAUGGCCCGCCGUCUACAGGAAGAACUGUAUGCCGGUCAAGACAAUACGGAUGGCGUGCGAGCACCGAUGGCCCGCACCACGGAGACUCUGGUAGGCCCGGGUGCGGACUUUGACGAUGGUGAUAUGCAUGCCAGUCUACUAGGCCAGCUUCGCACUCGUCAGUCGAGAAGGGGCCGUCCUGGUAUCUUCAAUCAAAGAGACACUGCGUCUAUAUGGACUGGGGUUGAAGGUGGCGAGGCCUCGCAGCGCGAAAGACUCGCUGCGGCAACUGGCGGGGCUUCUGAGGCUUCCGCGAAAUCUAACAUGCUUGCCGAAAUGUACCGUCCUCCGUUCGAACUCAUGUCGAAGCUGCCGUGGGAUAUGGCACGUGAGGAGGGCCGUGAUGAUGAGAAAUGGUUGCUGGUCAAUAUACAGGAUCCUUCGAUCUUCGACUGCCAGCUAUUGAACAGAGAUCUCUGGAAGGAUGAAGGCGUGAAGGAGACUGUGAAAGAACACUUCAUCUUCCUGCAAUUCGCCAAAGAUGACCCUCGUGCUUCCCCUUACCUGCAGUACUAUUUUCAGGAUAGCGAUGUAUCUGACAACUAUCCCCAUAUCGCUAUUGUUGACCCUCGAACAGGCGAGCAAGUGAAGGUCUGGUCGGGCCCCCCGGUGUUAAAAGCUGCCGAGUUUUUGAUGCAGCUCCAUGAAUUCCUCGACAGAUACAGUCUAAAGCACAACGUCCGGAACCCCGUCGCCAAACGCAAGGUGGAGAAGAAGGAGAAGAGCAUUGAUGCAAUGACCGAGGAAGAAAUGAUGGAAAUGGCGCUGAGGAACAGCUUGGGUGAAGGGGCAGGCGCCCACCAGAGGAUGGCUGACCCUGAUGACUUGACCCGCAGCAUGGAAGAUAUCAAGGGCAAGGGGAGAGCUGUCGACGAGGAUGUCGCCAUGAGUGAACUUGGAGAGGAAGAGGAGGAUGAGGGAGAGGGCCACGAACCGAGCGUUUUUCACUAUAUUCCUGGCGAUUGCCCCCACACAGAACCUGCGGCUGAUCCAGCGACCACUACCCGCAUUCAAUUCCGUCACCCGUCUGGCCGAGUGAUUCGACGUUUUGCGCUCUCGGACCCCGUCCAGCGCAUCUAUGAGUGGCUGAAAGCAGACCCUCCGCUAGAAGACAAAGCUGGCGUGGAGUUCGAGCUGAAUGCAAUGGGACGGAACUUGAUAGACCAGCUCGACACUACUAUCGAGGAUGCCGGUCUGAAGAACGGAACUGUGAUGAUAGGAUACCUAGAAGACUAGGUUGACUUCUUAUGGCGGUCGAUGAGCGAAACGCAUGAUAAACCACUCGAUGCUUAUGCAUUUGAAGAGGCGUUGGCAGGGGUACAUGGUUUACAGGGCCUGGGGAUUGUUUGCCAGAGGGGUGAAGUUGUACAGACUUUAUACCUCCUUCAACUUGAGCUGGGGUUACUACAUAAUUUAAUUAAAAAAACAACUCUUUAUCCUGCAGAGAAAAAAAGCAGUGGACAUAAUAUUAUAAGAAAGAGAGAGUAUCUAUCAGGACUUGUUUAUAUGUUAAGCGCCCAACUUUAUCUAAAUAGCACAAGAUCACGCGUUGCUGAACCAAACAAAACAAACUAUAU